This is a messenger RNA of Adineta steineri, 1236 nucleotides long. NCBI's taxonomy places the organism in Eukaryota, Metazoa, Rotifera, Eurotatoria, Adinetida, Adinetidae. The record is from the annotation of a GenBank genome assembly.
AUGACUAAUAAUACAAUAUUAUCUUUACCUGUUGAUUACAAUUCAACAUUAACACUAAUAAGUACUGCUACAACAACUACAUCAUUAAAAAUAUGUAGCGUUUCAUUACAAUAUAAAUUUAUUGAACAUAUUGUUUAUCUUUAUUUUAUGUCUCCAUUAUGUCUUAUUGGUCUUAUAUUAAACGUGAUUAAUUUAAUUGUUUUUUCUGAUCGUUCAUUUAAAAAUUUAACAUUCAAAUAUUUACGUCUUGUUGCCUUUGUUGAUUGUAUAACAUGUAUACUCGUUUUUAUUUAUUGUAUUACUAAUUAUACACGACCACACACAUUAAGUGAUAAAUAUUUUCGUAUAUGGUAUUUAGUUAAUGUUUAUUUCCCAUUAGCAAAUAUAACUGCAGGAUGCAAUGUUUUAUUAACAUUAACAGUAACUAUUGAAAGACUUGUUAGUGUACGUUGGCCAAUGGAAAAACAACGUUUAUUUAGUUCAAAUCGUGUAUUAAUUACAUUAAUGAUUUGUUUUUUAUUUCCAAUUCUUGCUAAUUCAGUUAAUUUUCUUGUUUAUAAAGUUGGUGAAUGUAAUAAUCUUGCUUUAACAUCAAUAGCUAGAACGCGCGCAUAUGAAUUUUUUGGUAUGGCUAAAGAAUUUCUUUUACGUUUAAUCCCAAUAUGUAUACUUAUUUUUUCAAAUUGUCUUUUAUUAUCAACUGUACGUACGGCAAAUCUAAAAUUUAAACCACAAAAAAAACCAUUACAAUUAACAACAAAACAAACAACCGUUCUUCUUCAACCAUCAUUAAAUGGUUGUGAUACAAUAUCAAUUACGAAAUAUAUAUCUGAAUCACAAUCUCAAACAGAUAAUCUUUUAUCAACAUCAUCAUUAUCUGGUGAAUUAACAGUACCUAUUCAUGAUUUACAAAGAAAUACUUCAAUACCAAUGUCAGCAUCAAGUCGAAUGCAUACAAGAAAACAACAACAAGAAAGACAAUUAACAAUUAUGCUUAUUUGGUUAUCAACACUUUAUUUAUGUGGACAAAUUCCAAUGUUAUUUGCAUAUCCAGGUUUCAUUUUUAAAGAUACAAGUAAACCAUCAUAUAAAUAUUAUGCACUUGUUGUUAAUGUACUUGAAUUAACAACUUAUUUGGCAAAUUUUUUUAUUUAUGUACGAUUUACAACACAAUUUCAAUUAGUAUUUCGUACAAAAAUUAAAAAAGUCUUUUUUUGUUUUGCAACAAAUUCAUAA